CUAUCGCUAAGCCCCAAGUCCACACAGGAUGACAGGAAGUCCACAUUCCAAACCCAGUCCCCAGCUGAGAAGACCUGGGGGAAGCCCCUGGUCGUGGCCAGUCUACGGAAGCCAGACGUGGACGGCAGUCAAGUCCCCAGGGCUUCACGCAGCCCCACGCAAGGCCCCUUAAGUCCCACGGACUCCUCAGGAAGUCCAAGCAAGUCCCCUUUAACCCCUAAGGGCUGGGGAGAACAGUUCAGGUCCCAAUGGGACAGGUCCAAGUCCCCAUCAAGCCUCACGUCCUCUUGGGAAGAAAUCAAGUCCCCAACGUCUCAAGGGGACUGCACUGCUUACACCUCCACUCAGUCCCGCCCCUGGGACGGUCCCAAGUCCCCAACCUCUACUCAAUCCGCGCCCUUGGCAUCCCUCAAGUCCCCAACGUCCACCCAGUCCCGUUCAGUGGACGGUCCCAAAUCGUCGGUGUCCCCAACUCCCCAGUCCCCGCCAGACCGCAGCCUCAGUCCCCCUCAGGAGGGCAGGAGGGGAGCCAGUCCACUUCCCCACGAGGAGCUCAUCAGGCGUCACAAGAAUUGGUUCAAGUCCUACACGAGGGGCAAGUCCACAGCAGGGAGACGGGAGGUGGGGACUUGGGGCAGGAAGACGGGAGGUGGGGGGACUUGGGGCAGGGAGACGGGCCCCACGGAGGACUGGCGGCGGGAGCGCUCCAUCAUCCUGGCCGGGCGCGGUGCUGUUGCGUCAGCCAGAGUUGCCGUGGUAGCCCCCCAACCCACCUCCCCGCCGGGGCAGGAACAGCCUCCCCCACGCCUACAGUGGGGGCAUGACUCUUGGGGCAGCAAGCCAUCUCCUGCAGGGGGAGCUAAAAGGACUCUGCUGGCCUCCUCCUCCUGCGAUGUUGUCUCUACACAUAAGUUUGUGUCUCCCCAAAUGUCGCUAGACCAUGCCAAACCUGCCCUUUCCUGCUCCCCUCCGCUGGACCACACCAAAUAUGCCCUGACCAGUUCCCCUCCGGUGGACAUGCAGGUGUACAACACAGGUUUUACCUCCCAACCCUCCCAGAAACUCAUUGAACCCUCCUACAAAUCUCCCGAGAGGAGUUGUAGCUCCCCAAGCAAGGAAGUUGAGUCUGUCUCGAGGAAAGAGGGUGCUGACGCAUCCCCCAAAGUCCCCGAAGAGAGUUUUGCCCCCUUAAAUAAGGUAGGUAUUCCUCUCUUAAGAACCCAGGGGACUUCCCCUACUUCCCCUAAGCCCCCCAUUUCACCAUCACCUGAGAAGUUUUCCGAGGUAUUCGUGAAGACCAAGUAUGAAGACAGUGAUGAAGAUGAAGUGCAGAUGGACGAAGAGGUAGGCGAACAAGAAGUGGGCAAAGAGGAGGAAAAUGGGAUUCACGUCGAAUACAAACACGCAUUCGAACGCAGCCUCAUCAUGAGCCCAGUUUCGGAAGAAGAAGCUUCGUCUCAAGUUACUUCAUCCACCGAAAGUAGAAGUGUUAACUAUUCGAAACGAGAGCUGAAAAGUGUACACUCGCCUGGCAAUACCCCUCGAAUACAGAACCAGUCUGUCCAGCAGAUUGGCUCGAGUGUCGAUCAUGGCAGUAGAAGUAGCAGUUGCAAUAGUGAACCUGACCUCGAGCUCGAAGAGGGGAAACCCGAAACUGACAAUACCACCUGCCGAACUGGAGAUCCUAGGAUCAUGCGAGUCGAACCGAUAGUGCAGAUCGUCGUAGAACAUGUCGGUAAUGUUACUGACGAGGGAGAAGUCGAUGAAAUGGGUUGGGUUCCUCCUGGUACGAUAGAAGAAAAACCGUCCGGAACUCGAGGGACUGAAAUUCUAGAAACUUACGAGUCGUCAUUGGUAAAGGGAAAUGAAAUGAGAGUGGAGAAAGGGGGCGAAGGAGACGAGAAGAAGGAUGGAGACGACAAGGAGGAAGAGAAGCUGAGUUCAUUGGAUUAUGAAAUCCGGAAGCGAAAAGAAGCAAUUCGAGUGGCGGAGGAGAGGGCAAGGGAGAGAGAGGAAUUGUGGAAGAGGGAGGAGCAAGAGAGGAGGAAGAGUCGAGAGGAGGAGUUGAUGAGGAGGGUGAGUCGGGCGGAGGAGCCGGAGGCGAUGAGCCAAGUAGUUGGUGGUUCCCCCUUGUCACCACCUCCCACGACCCAAGAACAACGCGAGCAUUUCGAACAAAAGCGACUACUGGAGCAACAACGUCUACAAGAAGAACAAAGGCUGGAAGAACAGAAGCGAAUAGAAGAACAAAAGCGAAUAGAAGAACAAAGGCGACUAGAAGAACAACGUCUACAGGAAGAACAAAGACUGAAAGAACAAAAGCGACUAGAAGAACAAAGGCAACUAGAAGAACAAAAGCGACUAGAAGAACGAAAGCGACUAGAAGAACAAAAGCGACUAGAAGAACAAAAGAGGCUAGAAGAACAAAAGCGAUUAGAAGAACAGAAGCGACUAGAAGAGCAGAAGCGACUAGAAGAACAAAAGCGACUAGAAGAACAAAAGCGACUAGAAGAACAAAAGCGACUAGAAGAACAGAAGAGACUAGAGGAACUAAGGCGAUUAGAAGAACAAAAGCGACUGGAAGAACAGAAGCGACUGGAAGAACAGAAGCGACUAGACUCCUCCCUCAGGGAGGGGGUGGGGCCUCUGGACUCCACCCUUAACGAAGAGGUGGAAUCAACGUAG
This is a messenger RNA of Hyalella azteca, 2685 nucleotides long. Its product is annotated as stress response protein nst1. The record is from RefSeq and is a predicted model, not a curated record. NCBI's taxonomy places the organism in Eukaryota, Metazoa, Arthropoda, Malacostraca, Amphipoda, Hyalellidae. The transcript has 4 exons. The annotation marks the transcript as partial.